Molecule: messenger RNA, 546 nt
Organism: Alosa sapidissima (American shad)
Lineage: Eukaryota; Metazoa; Chordata; Actinopteri; Clupeiformes; Clupeidae
Exons: 1
Coding region: 1-546 (181 amino acids)
Source: RefSeq, a predicted model, not a curated record
AUGGAUCUAGUGUUGAGCCAUCUACAGAAGGAGGGACUAAAAGCCAAGCUGGAGAAAUGCUGUUUUUUCCAGAACGAAGUCCAGUAUCUGGGACACCUUGUAUCCCGCGAAGGUGUAUCCACUGACCCAGCCAAGGUGUCCGCAGUGGCUAAGUGGCCCCGUCCCACCACCGUGUCCGAACUGAGGUCUUUCCUUGGAUUUGCAGGAUAUUACAGGCGAUUUGUGGAGGGCUUUUCCAAGCUGGCAGCGCCUUUAAACCGCCUGGUGGCGGAGCUGGCCGGCACCAAGACCCGGAAGGGCCAAGGGCCACGGCUUGAUGGGGUGUGGACCGAUGCCUCCGAGACCAGCUUCCAGGCAUUGAAGCAGAGGUUAGUGAGUGCCCCCACUUUGGCGUUCGCUGAUUUUAACCUACCGUUUAUCCUGGAGGUGGUGCCAGCCACACUGGUCUCGGAGCAGUGCUAUCGCAGGAGCAGCGAGGAAAGAUCCGGCCAAUCGCUUAUGCUAGUCGUAGUCUCAGCCCAGUGGAAAAGAACUACAGUUCGAUGA